This is a messenger RNA of Hermetia illucens (black soldier fly), 1077 nucleotides long. Its product is annotated as serine protease 55-like. Gene Ontology annotation, molecular function: serine-type endopeptidase activity. The record is from RefSeq and is a predicted model, not a curated record. NCBI's taxonomy places the organism in Eukaryota, Metazoa, Arthropoda, Insecta, Diptera, Stratiomyidae. The transcript has 7 exons. Gene Ontology annotation, biological process: proteolysis. The coding region runs from base 223 to 996 and encodes 257 amino acids.
AAUUUCAGUUUGUAAAUUUUCUUCAGGCUAUUUCCUUAAAUACUAUAAAUGUUUUAUUUUCCUAUCAUUUUGUUUGAGAAGACAUACAGAAUUUAAGAUUACAACGUGGGGCUAAAAAUAAAAAUGUCAAAGGAACUGCAUUGCGUUCGAUAAUUUUUCGUUUAUUGUGGCUGUCAGUGUUCAAUUUAAUUUCUGCAGUUUUGGACGAAUUUGUUUCUCGUUAUGUUUGUUAAUUGGGGCGUUCUUCUUUUACUUUUGGAAUGUUUGUCCAAUUACCCAACCGCUGGGAUAAUAAAUGGCGUGAACACACAAAUAAAACACUUCCCGUAUCUGAUGCAAAUCCGUAGGAAACCCUCUACUUUUCUUUGCGCUGGAGUGUUAUAUGCCAGACAUGCUGUCCUGACUGUGGCCCAUUGUGUAUAUAGAUACUCAAAUGAAUUGAAUCCUGAUGACUUGUUGGUAGUUGGUGGGACGCAAACCACAAACGGGGUACCAAGAUAUAAGGAAGAAGUUGCUGCUGUUCGAUAUCAUAUGAAUUUCGCGUCAAGAUUUACAACUCCGCAAUGGGAUUUAGCAAUGAUUCGGUUGAAACAUCCAUUUCCUCCUACUCACGAUAUUAAAAACGUUCCUAUCCAUUGGGUCCUACCCGUUUCCAGGGUUUUCUGUUUGAUAGCUGGUUGGGGAAGUAAAAAUGCUACACAUCCUCAUGUAAAGCAGGUAAAACUCAACUACGGUUUUCUUACUUCCUUAAAUGCCGUGAGCUGCCCUUAUAAAAUUAAAGAUAUCUUGUGUGGAGUCGAUAAGGAAAAAAAAUAUGCUAGUUGUUGGGGCGAUGAUGGUGGUCCAUUUAUGUGCGAGGGUAAAUUCACAGGAUUGAUUUGGGCAUGCCAUCGAGCUUGUGAUCACACACCGGAAACUAUUGUCAAUGCCUACAGUAAUAGAAGAUGGAUAGAAUGGAUAGCGCACGUGAACCCGAUCCCACCGCAAGGACCAUGAAAUUAUCUCUGCAAAUAUUAUCAUACUAAAUGAGAAAGUUUAGAAAUUGAAAAGCAAUGAGGACGAAUUUUUGCUGGUGUA